Molecule: messenger RNA, 2016 nt
Organism: Venustampulla echinocandica
Lineage: Eukaryota; Fungi; Ascomycota; Leotiomycetes; Helotiales; Pleuroascaceae
Product: DUF726-domain-containing protein
Exons: 3
Coding region: 1-2016 (671 amino acids)
Source: RefSeq, a predicted model, not a curated record
AUGGAGUAUUUGAAGGGACACAGCAAGCCAAGUCAUGAUCACGAUCAAACUGACCAAGAAGAUCUUGGGGCCAUCUUAACAAAAGAUGAGCAAAAAGAGUUAACUCUACUCGUGGCCAACGUAACAAAAGUUAUGAGGAAGCAAAUCACAAACAUCUUUGAUGCACCAAUUUCUUCUGGAAAGCUGUCGGCACAGGCAGCCCAGGUUAUGGAUAAGAACCUCAACUCUAACGACGGCCAACCUAAAGAGGAGACCAGUGAGGGGGUGACGCCCGAAUUGGGUGAGAAGAGGGAGAGAGAACUGUCUCCCCCAAAAAUGCAAGCAAUGGAGAAAGAUGCUGUAGCUUUCUUUGAUAAAUGGCGGGAAUCUGUGUUAUUGAGGCUUGGUGAAGUUGUCAAUAAUCCGAAACACGUGGUUGAUGGACAGAUCAAAGCCGCAACAACAGAAGCAACCCAAAAUACUAGUCCUCCGGAGAUGAGAGUUAUUCGCUCUGAUACUGAUGUCGACGAGGUUGAUGCCGAUGCCGAGUUGAUCCAAUUAUACCCUCCGACAUCAACCCGCCUAGUCUCGCUCUCUAAGGAGAAUCGCGUUCUUAUUCUUCAUGCAGUACUAUUGUUCCUUCUGUCUUUAGAGCACUAUGUUGGGCUGUCGCGAAUCCUGCUUCUUCACAUUGCAUCAUCUCUCCAUCUCCCCCUCCAGAUCUUGGUAGAGCAAGAAGUGAAAGUUGCGCAGGGUUUACUCGAAGCGGCAAAACAUAUGUCAGGUAACGAGGAGACACAGAAACGUAGCGAUGAGAACCAAGUUUCCCGCAGAUGGAAAGUAGGGCUUGCUGGUAUCGCUGGCGCAGCGGUGAUUGGAGUCACAGGGGGCUUGGCCGCACCACUGGUAGCAGGAGCUAUUGGCUCUAUAAUGGGUGGCCUAGGACUUGGAGCAACAGCAGCUGCCGGGCUUCUAGGGACCCUUGCGGAGAGUGGUGCGAUUAUCGGUACCUUCUUUGGCCUAUAUGGCGGCCGCAUGACAGGUAAAAUGAUAGACGCGUAUGCAAAAGAAGUACAGGAUUUCGCGUUUCUGCCUCUAAAGGGGUCGAAGAAUCGCGACCCACUUCCAAAAGACCGACGGCUUCGAGUCACUAUUUGUGUCAGUGGAUGGCUAACGCAGAAGGAGGAUAUUAUUACACCUUGGAGGGCCUUUGGCGAUCAGAGCGAAGUGUUUGCUCUGAGAUGGGAACUCGAGGCUUUGACUAAACUUGGAACCUCAAUUGAGUCCGUCGUAAAAAGUACAGCUUGGGGUGUAGCUAAGAAAGAAAUAAUCCGCCGGACGAUAUUCGCAAGCUUGAUGGAGGCCCUGUGGCCACUCUCAUUAUUGAAGAUCUCGAAGGUUGUGGACAAUCCAUUCUCCGUUGCUAAGAAUCGUGCAGAUAAGGCAGGUUUAGUGCUUGCCGAUGCUCUGAUCAACAAAGCUCAAGGAGAAAGACCUGUUACUUUAAUCGGUUAUAGCCUAGGUGCUAGACUAAUAUACUCUUGCUUAAUGAGCCUUGCAGAGCGAAGGGCAUUCGGGCUUGUCGAGUCCGCUGUCCUCAUUGGUGCUCCAACGCCGUCGGAUGCAGCUCCGUGGUUAGCAAUGAGGAGCGUGGUUGCGGGACGGCUCGUCAAUGUCUACUCGGAGAAUGACUAUAUAUUAGCUUUUCUAUACCGCACUAGCAGCAUUCAGUACGGAGUUGCAGGACUACAACAAGUUCAGGACGUGCCGAGAAUAGAGAAUGUCGAUGUAAGCCAAAUGGUUAGUGGACAUUUGCGCCUACAAUAUCUUGUUGGAAGCAUCCUAGAAAAGAUUGGUUUCGAGGACAUCGAUAAGAAGGAAGUGGAAAAAGAAGAACAAACCUUGGCAUUGCUUGAAGAGAGUGAGAGCAAGGAAGAAGUAGAAGAGACGAGUGAUAACCCGAAUUUGGAGAAAGAAGCUGAAGCGUUGGAGGAUGAUGUGAAGCAAAAAACGGGGAGUACGAUGAGCAAGGAGUGA